Neomonachus schauinslandi (Hawaiian monk seal) is the source of this 2922-nucleotide messenger RNA. RefSeq names its product solute carrier family 26 member 8 (gene SLC26A8). The record is from RefSeq and is a predicted model, not a curated record. Gene Ontology annotation, biological process: transmembrane transport. Lineage: Eukaryota; Metazoa; Chordata; Mammalia; Carnivora; Phocidae. Gene Ontology annotation, cellular component: membrane. Bases 1 to 2922 code for a protein of 973 amino acids. Gene Ontology annotation, molecular function: bicarbonate transmembrane transporter activity; sulfate transmembrane transporter activity; chloride transmembrane transporter activity. The transcript is spliced from 19 exons.
AUGUUGCAACCAGAGAGGAGCACCCAGGGUUCUGGCUAUAAACACAGGCAAAAUUCUUUUACAUAUGAUGUCAAGCGAGAUAUAUACAAUGAGGAGAUCUUUCAACAGGAACACAGAAGGAAGAGUAUUUCCUCUGGGAACUUGGACAUCGACAUCACCACCUUCAGACACCACGUCCAGUGCCGCUGCUCAUGGCACAAGUUCCUAAGAUGCAUACUAACGAUUUUUCCUUUCCUGGAGUGGAUGUGUUUGUAUCGGUUCAAGGAUUGGCUUCUUGGAGACUUACUUGCUGGUCUAACUGUUGGCCUUGUGCAAAUUCCCCAAGCCCUGACGUUUAGUUUGCUGGCAAGGCAACUGAUUCCUCCUCUCAAUGUCUGUUAUGCAGCUUUCUGUUCUUCAGUAAUUUAUGUCAUUUUUGGAUCAUGUCAUCAAAUGUCCAUUGGUUCCUUCUUCCUUAUGAGUGCUCUGAUGAUCAAUGUCCUGAGGUUGUACCCAUUCAACAAUGGCCACCUGAUUCUGGGAACUUUCAUCAGGGAUGACUUUUCUAAGCCCUCUUUCCUUGCGGACUAUAACAGAUCCUUGAGUGUGGUGGCAUCCACAACUUUUCUGACUGGGAUUAUUCAGCUAUCAAUGGGCUUGUUAGGUUUUGGCUUCGUGGCCACGUACCUUCCGGAGGCUGCAAUCAGCGCUUACCUGGCUGCCGCGGCUUUACACAUUAUUCUGUCCCAACUGACUUGCAUCUUCGGGAUUAUGAUUAGUUUCCACGCUGGUCCCAUCUCCUUCUUCUAUAACAUAGUUAACUACUGUGUAACCCUCCCAAAAGCUAAUUCUACCAGCAUCCUACUAUUUCUAACUGCUGUUGUUGUGCUGAGAAUCAACAAAUGUAUCAGAAUUUCUUUCAAUCGGUACCCAAUCGAGUUUCCCAUGGAAAUUUUUCUGAUUCUUGGCUUCACUGCAUUUGCAAACAAGAUAAGCAUGGCCACAGAAACCAGCAGGAUGCUCAUUGAUAUGAUUCCUUAUAGCUUCCUGUUUCCUGUGAUGCCAGAUUUGAACAUUCUUCCUGAACUUAUUUUAGAAGCCUUCUCCUUAGCUUUAGUGAGCUCCUCUCUGCUCAUAUUUCUGGGCAAGAAGAUUGCCAAUUACCAUAACUACCAUGUGAAUUCCAACCAGGAUUUAAUAGCCAUCGGCCUUUGCAAUGUCAUCAGCUCAUUUUUCAGAUCUUGUGUGUUUACUGGUGCUAUUAUCAGGACUAUUAUCCAAGAUAAGUCUGGAGGAAGACAACAGUUUGCAUCUCUGGUAGGCGCAGGUGUGAUGCUGCUCCUGAUGGUGAAGGUGGGACGCUUUUUCCACGAAAUGCCAAAUGCUGUGCUGGCUGGUAUUAUCCUGAGCAACAUCCUACCCUACUUUGAAACCAUUUACAACCUACCCAGUUUGUGGAGGCAGAAUCAAUAUGACUGUGUUAUUUGGUUGGUGACGUUCAUAUCUGCCAUUUUCCUGGGACUGGAUGUUGGACUACUUGUUUCAGUAGCUUUUGCCUUCUUCAUCAUCACUGUUCGGUCACACAGAACUAAGAUUCUCCUGCUGGGUCAGAUCCCUAACACCAACAUUUAUAGAAGCUUCAGUGACUAUCGGGAGGUUACAAACCUUCCUGGGGUGAAAAUCUUCCAGUGCUGCAACUCUAUCACAUUUGUCAAUGUUAAUCACCUAAAGCACAAGCUGUUGAAAGAGGUUGAAAUGGUAAGGGUGCCUCUUAAAGAAGAAGAAGUGUUCCGUCUGUUUAAUCAAAGUGAAGAAGGCUCACGGGAAGAGAAGAUAUGUCAGUGUUUCUGCAACUGUGAUGAAGUAGAGCUGUCGCCCAGGGUUGUCUAUACAGAACGAUUUGAAAGUAAACAGGACCAAGACUCCUCCUCCAUUAACCUGAUCCGCUGCUCACGUUUCGAGAGCAUGAACAUGAGUCAGUCCACAUCCAAUGAACAAGUACCAUACACCAUAUCUUCCAUGUCUCACAGAAACCCUGGGCCAAACUAUAAGGCUGUGGACAAAGCUUGGCUUUCUAAUAACCCCUCUAGAAACAGCUCGAUGCCACUGCCUGGCAUUGCUGAAAACCAGGGGAGGGACAGAUCAUUCCUCCCCUUCUCAGAUAUCUCUCUUCUACCCAGCAUCCACACCAUUAUCCUGGAUUUCUCCAUGGUCCAUUUUGUGGAUCCACAGGCUUCAGUGGUGUUAAGACAGAUGUGCAAUGCUUUCCAAAAUGCGAACAUUUUGGUACUCAUUUCAGGGUGUCACUCUUCUGUGGUCAGGGCCUUUGAGAGGAAUGAUUUCUUUGACGCUGGCAUCACCAAGGCCCAGCUGUUCCUCACCCUCCAUGACGCUGUGCUGUUUGCCUUGUCGAGGAAGUUUCCAGAGUCAUCCGAGUUAAGCAUGGACGAAUCUGAGACAGUGAUACAGGAAACCUACUCAGAAACAGACAAGAAUGGAGAGUCAGGACAUAAAAUGAACCGCAGUCUUCUAGAUGUCUCCAAAAACAUAAAUCCAGACUACACCAUGGUUCAGGAACCAAUAACAGGGGAGGAGUUGGAGCUAGACCUGGAGCUGGAGCCCACACUGGAGUCAGAACAAGAAGCUGGGCUGGAUCUAGAGCUAGACCUGGAUCAUGAGAUGGAGCCUGAGUCAGAGUUAGAGCCUGAAUCUGAGCUAGAGCCUGAACUAGAGCUAGAGCCUGAAUUGGAGCUCAAGCCUGAGUCUGAGUCCAAACCCAGACCAAGGGCUCAUACUUACCCUCGGCAGCAGUACUGGCCUCUGUAUCAGUCCAUGCCUCCCAGCUCCCCAAGUCAGGAUCGGCCUAGGACACAGUCAUUGGAGAGGAGGCGUCAACAUAAGAAUUCAUAUUCACCCAAGGGCAAUAAAACUGUGGAUCCUUAG